Molecule: messenger RNA, 2862 nt
Organism: Pleuronectes platessa (European plaice)
Lineage: Eukaryota; Metazoa; Chordata; Actinopteri; Pleuronectiformes; Pleuronectidae
Gene: odad2
Product: outer dynein arm docking complex subunit 2
Exons: 19
Coding region: 1-2862 (953 amino acids)
Molecular function (GO): protein binding
Source: RefSeq, a predicted model, not a curated record
AUGGGGGUAACGCUGACCAAGGCAGCCCAGUGGACCAGCUCUGGUACUGGCAAACUGGAGUUGACGCCAAUGAAUGAGUCCCUGCUGAAAGAAGUGCUGCGCUCUGUGGAGCAGCUAUUCUCCAGACACCCACAGGAGUCCAAGCAUGUGUUCGAGGAGCCCCUCCAGUGGAGUACCACUUUAGUGGCAUCUGAUUUCAAAACAGACUAUGACAUCAGUGAAUUCAAUGUACAGUCCAAUGAGAAAGACAGUGAGGGGCAACCACUGCUCCGGCUGUCUCCUCCGACUGUUUAUGUGCGGAGCUUCAGCCAGCUCUCUAAACUACUUCAUCUGGCAGCUGAUAAGAAGCUGGAGGAAGCUCGAACGUGUCUAGAAGAAAACAGGGACGCCGUGGUUAAAAUUCUUGGUCCUCGCUUCGCUGACAUCUUGGAGAGAGAAGACACCCAAACCGAUCCGGUAGACGAAGACACAUCAGAGGACUCAGAGGUCAAGGUCAAGCUGUUUCGUUUGCUCCAAAAUAUGGACCAACAGCUCCUCAGCAAGCUGCUUGAAGAAAUAUCAGAACACGUCAGGCUCGACCCGGCCGCAGCAAACAGUGACGUGGAGUCGCUGAAACAAUUCUGCCGUGGAGGGGACGGGAGGCUGUUGAAGUCGGUUCGAUACACAUCAGAUUACGAAUUUUCCAAUGGCUGCCGCGCCCCCCCGUGGAGACAGGUGCAUGGUGAGAUUUGUUACCUCAUAAUUGAGCCGUGUGACACUGAGGACCUCCACAUCACCUGCAGCACUGGUGGAGUUUAUCUCAACGCGCCAAGCCCAGCACCGAUUGGCCGUGGUGAAUGUUAUGCUGCCUGUAACAUCAUCAUCAUGGUGGGUCGCACAGAUCUCCAUAUCAUAGCCUACACUACCCUGACUGCUGUUGGAAAAGUGGAGGAAAACAACCCUGGACGGGAGAAGUCUGGAAAGAAAAAGCAGGCAACAGGAGCCAAGGGCAAGUUGAAAGCAGAAUUCUCUUUGUCGUCCUUACCUGGACGCAUGACUCCCCAGAAAAGUAAAACCCUAGCAGGAGCCAUGGAGCUGUCCAGUGACAGUUCAACUGAGGAUGAGGAUGAAGAGGAGCUGUCAGAACGUCGUCUGCAGAUUCAGAUAGAACAGUCCCCUGACUACUGGCUUAUCUACAAGCUAGUCAAGUUCUUAAAGAGAGGCGACCAGACCGCCACCGUGCUCUGCCUGUGUGCCAUGUUGGACUUAAAUCUGAUGCAGGAGGGCUGCCAACUGGACAUCUGGGACAUAGGUGGCGUUGAAGUCCUCCUUAACUUGCUGGAUUCAGAUGAAGUCAAAUGCCAAACCAUUCUCGACAUGGACGGUCUGCAGAGCAUCGUGAAAAUUCUUGACAGGCCCUACAAGGAUCUCAAGGCCUUAGCUGCUGAGACAAUCGCCAACGUGGCCAGGUUCCGCAAGGCGAGGACAACCGUCAGGCGAUGUGGUGGAAUCGAGAAACUGGUAAAGCUGCUGGACUGUUUGCCGACUUUAGCCAACAUGAGUCCAAACCAGGAGAAGGAUGUGGAGGUGGCCCACUGCGGGGUUUUAGCGCUCUGGAGCUGCAGCAAGUGCAACAGGAAUAAGGAGGCCAUCCGCGUGGCCGGCGGCAUCCCGCUGCUGGGACGACUGCUCAGGUCGCCGGAUGUGAACAUGCUUAUCCCUGUGGUGGGCACCCUGCAGGAGUGUGCCUCAGAGGAAUGCUACAGGAUUGCCAUUAAGAAUGAGGACAUGAUCAAGGAUUUGGUCCAGAACCUAAGCAGUGACAACAAUGAGCUACAAAUGCAUUGUGCAAGUGCAAUCUUCAAGUGUGCAGAGGACAAGGAGACCAGUGACCUGGUGCGUAAGUACAAUGGUCUGGAGCCACUGGUCUUGCUGCUGGGCAAGGCCGAGGACAAGAAGCUCCUGGCCGCCGCCACUGGGGCCAUCUGGAAGUGUUCCAUCUGCAUGAAGAACGUGGCUAAGUUUCAGGAACACAAAGCCCUGGAGUCCCUGAUUAGCCUGCUGACUGAUCAGCCUAUAGAUGUGCUGAUUAACGUUGUUGGAGCGAUUGGGGAAUUUGCCAAGGUGGCUGCUAACAGGGGAAUCAUCCGCAAGUGUAAAGGCAUCAAUCCACUAAUCAAUCUGCUCACUGAGACAAACCAGGCGCUGCUCGUGAAUGUGACAAAGACAGUUGGUGCUUGUGCCAUAGACCGGGACAACAUGGCCGUCAUUAGCCAGCUUGACGGGGUCCGCUUCGUGUGGUCCUUACUGAAAAACUCCAGUACAGAGGUUCAGUCCAGCGCUGCAUGGGCCCUUUGUCCAUGCAUUGAGAAUGCCAAGUCAACAAACAUCGAAGUGCUGGCCAGCAUUUGCGCCGCCAUCUCCAAAAUAGCCAAAAACAAGGAGAAUCUGGCAGUCCUCACUGAUCACGACGUUGUCCCGCUGCUGGCCAAGUUGACUAACACAACUGACGAGAGACUCUGUCUGCACCUCGCCGAGGCCAUCGGCCACUGCUGUAUGUGGGAAGGCAACAAGGCAUCCUUCGGUGAAGCUGGUGUCGUGGCCCCCUUGGUAGAUUACCUCAAAUCCAACAACAGCGCAGUCCACUAUCACACAACCAUGGCCUUGUAUCAGCUGUCCAAAGACCCCAAUAACUGCAUCACCAUGAAUGAGAAGGGAGUGGUCAAGCCCCUCAUCCUCAUCAUGGGCUCGGACGACGAGAAGCUGCAGGAAGCAGCUGCUGGCUGUGUGCGCAACAUCCGACUUCAGGCUCUGGCAGGGAAGAUCCCACCACCCAAGAAAAUAUCGAUUGGGACUGCAAAACGUUGUGGGAAAGGGCUCUAA